Molecule: messenger RNA, 1749 nt
Organism: Boleophthalmus pectinirostris (great blue-spotted mudskipper)
Lineage: Eukaryota; Metazoa; Chordata; Actinopteri; Gobiiformes; Gobiidae
Gene: snx12
Product: sorting nexin 12
Exons: 5
Coding region: 191-679 (162 amino acids)
Biological process (GO): endocytic recycling; late endosome to Golgi transport
Cellular component (GO): early endosome membrane; retromer complex
Molecular function (GO): phosphatidylinositol-3-phosphate binding
Source: RefSeq, a predicted model, not a curated record
UAGUGCAGAGAAGGGUAGGGCGCUCGGCGGUGGCCCCUGCGAGAAGAGCUACACUACUCAGCCACUUCCUUAGCUAGCCCGCUGUGGUUUCACAAUCCAUUAAUGUCUUCCGAUGAAAGUUAAGAUACUGCCGCGCAUUUAGUUGCUUUUGCGCUGAUUAUCUGCAGCUUGUCUCCUAACAUUAACCAAAAUGUCGCAGCCUGCGGUGGCCGACACUCGCCGGUUGAACUCCAAGCCCCAGGACCUCACGGAUGCCUACGGCCCCCCCAGCAAUUUUUUGGAAAUAGAUGUGUAUGAUCCACAAACCCUAGGAGUGGGACGAACUCGAUACACUGUAUACAAAGUCCGCAUGCGGACAAAUCUUCCCAUUUUUAAACUGAAGGAUUCCUGUGUGACAAGAAGAUACAGUGACUUCGAGUGGUUAAAAACUGAGCUGGAAAGAGACAGUAAGAUUGUAGUGCCACCUCUGCCCGGGAAAGCUCUGAAAAGACAGCUGCCAUUUCGUGGAGAUGAGGGCAUUUUUGAGGACUCUUUCAUUGAGGAGCGGCGAGUGGGUUUGGAGCAGUUCAUAAACAGAAUUGCUGGACACCCUUUGGCCCAGAACGAGCGCUGUCUGCACAUGUUUCUUCAGGAGGCGACCAUCGACCGAAACUACAUUCCCGGAAAAGUACGACACUAGACUUACUACAACCUUCACAGUACCUCUACUACUACCACUACUAUUACUACUUCUACUAUUACUUCUACUAUUACUUCUACUACUACUAUUACUACUACUACUUCUACUCAUUUCUCUUCUUUCUCUUCUUAAAUCUUUACUUUCAAACUGUGUAUACUAUUGUAAAGUUACUUGGGAUUAUUAUAGUAAGUUUUUCUACUAUAGAGCAAGUCUGUAAGUUGACUUCUUUCUAACUUGUGAACUUUUUUUUUUAUUGUUCAGUACAAAUUCCUCAGUACGUGUUGUAUUGUGGGAAAGAAAUUGGCUUUUACUCUCAGAAUCAUUGUAUGAUACAUUCCUUUACUUCAAUGUUAUGAUUGUAAAAUAUUGUGAAUAAAGUAGAAUGAUGUCUACAUUUUGGUGUGGGCACUAGUAUAUAUUACUGUAAUGGGCUGCAUGCUAAAUCUGUAAACACAAGUCUUAUCCUGUUUUGUUUCUCUUUGUUUUUUAGGUAUGAGUGAAAGGUGAAGCAGACGGCUGGGCCUGCGCUUUGUACAUUAUAUUUCUACAUCUCUCCAUUUUAAACUUGUGGAGAAAAAAAACAGUAUAUCAACAGAGAAAAGAUUAGACAAAUGCAAUGUGUACAUGUGUUUUUUCAACCAUUCCACAUUUUGAUUUAAUCUGAGAAUCCGUAUCUCAAAACGCGUAUUUUAGAUAUGAUUUCUUAUUAUUGUCUUUUUAUUUGAUUAUAUAUCCCAACAGAAUAAUGGAAGGCAGCCACAUGUAGCGUUCCACAGUUACUGAUAUAUUAUGUUUCAAUCCAAGAUUCAUAUACAAUUGGCUGCAAAUGAUCAGAUUUCAUGAUUUUCUUUUGUCAAUUUUGGACCAUAAAUGCUCAUAUUUAAACACUGUGACAAAACGUACUUCAAAUUAAAUCAGCAUUCCUUUUGCUUUUGAUCAGACCACUCUUACUCCAUGUCCUAUUGUCUUUUUCUUGUUAAAACCAAUUGUGAACUUUAUCUAUGAAUUUUCAGCAUUGAGAAACAGCAUUGUUUUUCUGUCUAUACUGAUUAAAUUCCUGCUGCCUGCUG